GAUCUGAUUGGACGGGAGGGGUUCUGAGAGCGCUGAGAUUCAGUAGAACAGCACCGGGACGUGUCACUGUGUGUAUCCCUCCACUCGUAUGUGUUCAUUACAUACACGUUAACACUUCUAGCCGUAGUUCAUUACACUGCAACCCCUCACUACUGCACACUUACUACGGGCUGUCAGUCAGUCUGUGCGUUACCACGGCAACACGUAACGCUCUAUCCGGCUGUGGCUGAAUCACUAUAACAGCACUCUUGAUCAUGAGAGAUUAAUUAUAUACAGAUACUCUAUAGCCAAAAGUAUGUGGACACUUAAUAAUCUCACCCACUUAAACGCAGCAGGUUCUCGGUGGAUGAUUACAAACAGGAACGUCGAGCUGUAAACCUCCCCUUUAAGUAGAACAUGGCGGAGGACUAUAAGAGACGUAAAAGUUUCCUAAUGAAUUCAUUCCGUUUAUAAGAUUUUAUUCAGCGUUCUAGACGAUACAUAUAUAUAUGUGUAUAUCAGAGUAAUGAUAUCAUACGUGUACAUGCUUAUUCAUUCUUAAUUCUUCAUAAGGCAGCUGUGCCGUUGCUUUGUUCUUACAUAGCAGGUACCUACCAAAGAAGCUAAAGUAAUCUUAACAAAGCGCUUCAUAAUGUGCCUGAAUCAAUUUUUACAGCUUUUUAAACUCUGCAAUUUGUACACCACUUUAAUUAAGCUUGUUUUUUUAAUGGAAAAAAAAAAGUGUAUAAUGAAAUGUCGUUUGCUGAUCGUGUUCGGGAUGAUUCAUGUUCACGGGAGCGGAAACGUGUUUACAGUGUCUGCACCGGUGGAGUGUAUAGCAUUGCCAGCAGUGCUGUUUACUCUUCACGUCUCGGGCAAGCGCUCCUAGCGAGAGAAAAGACGAGUGUUGGGUUUGCUUUUAUCCACUAGUCCAAACUCCAAUCACUCUACAGUAGACUUUAUCUCAAAAGUGUGUACGAAAAAUAAGACAGCCGUGUUUUUGUUUUCGUUUGUGUUUUUUUUUUAAUCCCGUGUGUACGUUUCAAAUAAUUGGCGUUUGAGAAUUGUCGCAACGCUUGUAUGAACGUGAUUGUGAAAUGUGAUUCGUGAGGUCACCGGGACGCCUGUGUGAGCUCGACGUUUUGCACAAAAGAAAAACGUUCCAAUGUGCGUUUCAUUUUCUUGCGAUGGUUUUUUUUCCCCCAUUAAAAAGCAGAACAGCAAACAAAAUCACGUGUUCCGUGUAUUCUGUUUUUUCAUAUUUCAUUGUUUUUCUUACAGAGUAAUGCGUUUUACUAUUAUAUUAGAACAAGAAAAAAACAAAACAAUUUAUUUUCACAUCAAACAUCAGAAUGGGGUCGAGUGAGGACAACGGUCGGGGAUUUUAAAUGCCCUUUGUCGUGAUGAUCUCCCGGGAUCGGUUCUUCAGCUCUGUGAGUUGCUGAUGAGAAAGAUCAGAGGACUGGUUUCCGGAUGUUCUUCCGAGAAACUUUUCUAGGGCUGAUCAGAAAAGCAUCUGAGAAUCACGUGACGUGCUGACGGGCCUACGACAGUUCCACUUCCUGUCAGUAAUAAAGUGUUUUAAGCUGCUUCGUUGCUCGUGUAAACAGUAUUAUUACUGAUAGUAUAGCAGUAAGACUGAGGGAUUCAUUCAUGGACUGUCGAAUUGCUCGUUCAGUGGUUCUUAGCAAUAAAUCCUCUCCGUUCAGCUCGUGUUAUGUCACAUUACGAACUCCUAGUAUGUUUGAUAUUGCUCAUGAGACCGAGUUUCAGGCUGGAUGGAAAGCUAUCUUUAGGCUGUCCUCCACUCUCUCUCUCGGGUAUCAGCGUGUCAGUGUGUGAUCGGACACGGGCAGCUCCGCGGUAAUAAACGUAUCUAAUCUUGGCAGAGGCUGCGGUGGGUUAGCGUUAGAGCUGUAAAUAACGCCGGAAGCACUCCUCACUCGCUUCUCAGGAACUCGGAACAACUGGAAUCAACAGAGGUUUGCGUUAGACGGCGUUGAAUAGGUGUGAGGAGGAGGAGAACGCAGAAGGGGUCGAGACUACAGCAGGAGGAAACAUGGCUUUGGUGAGGAUUGGACUGCAGCUCCAGCUCCUGUUUUAUUCCGUCUCGGGCGACUUCGAUAACCAGCUCCCUUCACCUACAGUGCUGGCUCCGCUAGAAGUCCUGAAAAGAUUUGACCCAUGUUGCUUACAGACUCCGCCUCCACCACCGCUGUUCCCGCCCCCGCCCGGCGUGUGGAGGAGAGCUCGGGUGUUUGCAGAAUAUGUGGAGGGUGAAAGAUGGAGAGGACGUGAUGAAGGAGAUGUGAUGCAGUGCUGUCUCGCAGGACCUCCUGGACCACCUGGCCCUGCUGGACCACCGGGGCAGAACGGCUUUCCAGGAGUACAGGGUCCCAAGGGAGAUAAGGGGGAUAUAGGUCGGCCAGGAACGAAGGGUCGCACCGGCCGGCCCGGGCUUCCCGGGAGGCCGGGCUCUACGGGACCGCCCGGUUCCGAGGGACCCAAAGGCGAGAAGGGAGACCCUGGACUGAUGGGACAUCCUGGGAUGAGAGGACCAGUGGGAGACAAGGGACUGCCAGGAUACAAAGGAGAGAAGGGAACACACGCCGAACCAGGAGCUCCAGGUCCAAAGGGAGACAAGGGUGUAAGCGGACAUGCUGGCAUGUUUGGACAGAAGGGUGAAACGGGACUGAAGGGAGAGGCCGGCGUGACGGGGACGCGUGGUCCUACAGGACGCCCGGGCAAAAGAGGAAAGCAGGGAUCUAAAGGACAGACUGGACGCAUAGGACCAAUGGGACCAGCUGGCCCACCGGGACUGAACGGACAGCCAGGACCCCCUGGAGUUCCUGCCUCAGUGCUGUAUGUAGGCGGAGAGAAAGGUGAGAUGGGGACGCCAGGUCCUCCUGGACCAUGUGACUGCAGCUCGUUUGAUACCAACGGCCCUGGGAGCGCAUCACUGCAGCGCCGCGACAAAUUCACCAAGGUUUCAGCGAUAUUCGUGGUGAACGGCGAGAAGGAACUGAGCGACCUCGACACGGUCAACACUCUCGCUUUCUGCAAAGAACGGAAAUCUCUCUACUUUAAAGACACGGACGGGUGGAAGCCGAUUCAGCUGCUCCCACUCGGUGCGAUGGAGAGGAAGAAGAGAGCAGCGUGGGAGGAGUGUGGAGAUGGAGAGGUGCAGAUGAUGAAUGGAGAGGAGUGUGAUGAUGGAAACCAAGCGGUCACAGAUGAGUGCGUGGGCUGUAAAAAGGCUUAUUGUGGAGAUGGAUAUCGCCACCACGGUGCUGAAGAGUGUGAUGGAAAGGACUUUGGCUAUCAGACGUGCAGGACGUACCUGCCGGGGACGCUCGGACACCUCAGAUGCACCGAUUCCUGCAUCAUCGACUCGACCGGCUGCAAGUAUGCCACCUGAGCUCCUGACGCCGCGCGCGCGCGUGUGUGUGUCUGUGUGUGUGUGUGUGUGUGUGUGCGUGCGUGCAUGAGCACACAUCCAGGUCAGCCUCUGGUUGUCUCAGCGUGGAGCUCUCGCAUCAUGACGCGUUCUCAGUGUGGAGGUGUUUAAUAAAGUUUAUGACCGUAUUUAUUCAUUUUUAUUCAUGUAAAUGCAUUUUAGAUUAUUUAUUCAUUCUCUCAUUUCAUCGUUAGAAAUGCGUGCGUGUGUGUGUGUGUAUACAGUAUCCAGGGGUGUACUCACUUUUGUGAGAUACUGUAUGUGUGUGUGUAUGAGUGAGUGUGUGUGUGUAUGAAUGUGUGUAUGUGAGUGUGUGUGUAUACGAGUGUGUUUGUACCCGAAGUAAACGCGAGACGUCUAGGUUGAUGUCUUCGAAGCCUGUUCGUUUGUGCAUCAUUCCACUUGGAAUAAAGUUCUAAAGUGCAAACCUGGAUAUAUAAGAGUCCAAUCUCACAACUCUUAACAUUGGAUAAAAUGACAAGGCAUGCUCUGAAAUGUUCUGAACAUCAUUCUGUGAUGUGUAAAUAUAUAUCACUUAAAGAAUAA
Molecule: messenger RNA, 3982 nt
Organism: Ictalurus punctatus (channel catfish)
Lineage: Eukaryota; Metazoa; Chordata; Actinopteri; Siluriformes; Ictaluridae
Product: acetylcholinesterase collagenic tail peptide
Exons: 17
Coding region: 2039-3397 (452 amino acids)
Molecular function (GO): heparin binding
Source: RefSeq, a predicted model, not a curated record